Orussus abietinus is the source of this 5327-nucleotide messenger RNA. It is a transcript of the gene Prp40, whose product is annotated as pre-mRNA-processing factor 40 homolog A. Gene Ontology annotation, molecular function: protein binding; RNA binding. The transcript is spliced from 8 exons. The record is from RefSeq and is a predicted model, not a curated record. The coding region runs from base 2032 to 4530 and encodes 832 amino acids. Gene Ontology annotation, cellular component: U2-type prespliceosome; U1 snRNP. Gene Ontology annotation, biological process: mRNA cis splicing, via spliceosome. Lineage: Eukaryota; Metazoa; Arthropoda; Insecta; Hymenoptera; Orussidae.
CGAAAAAAACAUUUUUUUUCGAAAAAUUAAAUUUCACGAGCAUAGCAUUCUUCCUUAGAGCCUCCAUAAUCUCGGGAUAGAGUCUCAAAUGAUUCGGUGUCCCCAAUUUGGAGAAAAGCUUUAUAUAUCAUGUGUACAACUUUGCUUCCGCCGUUUUCCUAUAGAUGGCUUUUUAAUUAUUAUUAAUUAUUAAGAAGCGGCGGAAGCAAAAUUGUACAAUGGCGGACAUGAAUGCCUCCCCUGCAGAUGCGGCAUCGCCUGUGCAGGAUGGGAAGGCAUUGAUGUCUCCCAGUGUACACCUAAUAUAUAUCUGGACUUUUUGGUACGUACAUGACAUUCAUAUCACCUUAAAAGAAUGAACUGAAAAUGAAUAUCGCUGUACUUGCGAGCAUGAAAUACCAAAGUACCCAACGCUCGGGAGAGACGGCCUUCUUGCGUUAAUUGAAAGUGCGAUUAAACUUCUUCUCCGAGAAAACGUAGCGCGGCGCCAAGUUUUCCGAAGUUUCGGAUUCGAGCAACCAGAUGGCGCCUCGCGACUUUUCUACCGUUUUUUACAUAUAAUAAAUGUCUCGUGCCUUGGAGUUAACGCCUGGAGUUUCUUUUUAUUUUAGAGUGUAUGGAAGUUACAUGUAGAUAAGAAUUGUGAUGAAAGAUACAUUUUCUAAAGCGCUUUACUACAUAAUCGUAUAUCUGUCGCUGAUAAGUUGCGAAGUGAAUGUGUUCUCUUGUUUACUCUUAAACAAAAACAUCGUUUAUUCGCAGGCAUCGCGGGUGGAGAACGUGAUUGCCUGUAAAUAAGGUGCAUGUGUCGUGUGAGUGUAAUUGCGGACAUUUAAUUGUACAUUAGAUUAAUGGUCGUUAGGUCACUUUUAGUUAUUACCGACCGCGGCCAUUCAGCUGUGAACUUUGGUGCCUGCAUGUGUCGGCCACGAAGUAUUAAUAAAUAUUAAAACGUGUUUAAUAUACUUCCUAAGAAAAUCUUAUCGUUGAAUAUUUAAACAAUGGAAACUGUUUAAGGGUUUUUUAUUGUGUUGAACGCCAACUGGGUUACGAUUGCAUUGAUUCGACUGGAUUACAUUAUGAUUACUUUAUCGCAGAGAGAAGUUCACUUGAGAGAAGUAAUUGGUGGCGCCAUCUGUGUAGCAGGAGUGGAACUAUUUCUUGGAGCUCUAGUAGCGGUACAGUUCUAUACGCAGUAAGUUACGUUAAAAACGAUCAAAGUUCCUAGCAACUUAUCGGUCAUUUCUUCAAAUCUUUUUUUUUUUCUCUCCGAGAAAUUAUAGGAAUUUAAAUAUUUGCCACGUGGUGAAUGAGCAGUUCUGAUUGGUUGCAAAGAAACACCGGAGUGAGGGAACUUCCGUUGUACAUUUACAUAAUAUAAUUGAUGACACGUAAAUAUUUUCAGUUGGAAGUAGAGAAAAUUCUAUAAUUAAUAUUUUUUAAUAAUAUUUAUUACUCUUUGACUUGAACUUCGAAGUGCAUUGAAAAGAAAUGUUAGUUAAAUGAAGGAACCUCGGGUAUUUAAAUUAAAGAAAAUAACGUUCUUAUAAAUUCUCGAUAUUCUCGGUAACUUACGGUAUGUUUCCCAGUUACCUUUUCCGAUUUCAUAUUAUUGCAGGAGAAUGAAAAACAAUUUAACUACGACAGGGAAAAAUUAUAGUUUAGUUCAUUCCAGCCGCGGUUAGGUAGUAAUACAUAAUUAUUGUAAAUUGUUUUAAACAUUAUGUACAAAACUAAAACGCUACAUUUAACAAACGUACACUUUUCGUUAAAGUGUAGAAAGUGUAGGCAAAACGAACAAACCUAGUUUUGUGGAACUUAGGCAUUAGUUCCUCCUUUCUCCGCGAGAUGGCGCCAGUAUUACUGUUUUCAAUUUAUACUUUGCACAGCUUUAUAUCGAAGCCAUUUGUCAUCGAUUAUGCCGACUAUGCGCUUCGGAAUAAAAAGUUGAUAACAAGUUAAGAUUUUCAAAACAUGUUUUAAAUACUGCCUUUUCAUACAUAAGUACGUGCUGCCGUUCCGAAGAGAAUCAUGGCAUCGAAUGACGGCAUCCCAGCAACUGCUGCUGUGUCUGCUUUCCCACCAGCUGCUCCAGCAAUUGCGCCUGCAUUCGUUCCACCGAUGUUACCCGGUGGACCACCAUUUAGUCUGCCGCCGGUUCCGCCAGGCAUUAUGCCUACGCAGUUUUCUAUUCCACCUCCCGGUUUUGGUUUCCCUAUCCCUGCUGCUCCACCACCCGAAGCAGGGGUUAUUGCUGCUCCGCCUCAAAUUACGACACCAACGAUUGCCCCGCCAGUGCCAGUGGUGUCCGAUGCUGGGUCGCUGACUCCCACAACUUCAUCGGACAAGAAGUCAGAAUGGUCUGAGCACAAAGCUCCUGAUGGCCGCACCUAUUAUUAUAACGGCGUUACGAAACAGUCUUUGUGGGAGAAGCCUGAUGAAUUAAAAACUCCCAGUGAGUUGCUUCUAUCGCAAUGUCCGUGGAAGGAAUAUAAAUCAGAAAAUGGCAAGGUGUAUUAUCACAACAUUACUACUAAAGAAUCAAGGUGGAGCAUACCACCGGAGUUGGAGGAACUGAAAACACGUAUUACUGCCGAAGAAGCUGCGGCAGCCGCUGCAGCAGUUGUGGCAAAUGCUACAAAUACGGGAAUGGUUCCUGUAGCUAUGCAGCAUAUGUCACCGAGUAUUCCAACCAUCUCGCAGACAAGUACUCCAGAGCCUGGAGGAAAGUCUGCGAUAGAACAAGCAAUGGCUGCGACUCUCGCAGCCAUAAACAUUCCGACACCACCUACAAAACCGGAUGAAGACAGCAAUUCUGCGAAGGAGUCUGCCAACGACAGUCGUACCAGUACUCCAGAGCCAAAAAUGCAGUUUAAGGACAAGAAGGAAGCUAUCGAGGCUUUUAAAGAGUUAUUGAAGGAGAGGGACGUACCAUCGAAUGCUACUUGGGAACAAGCUGUUAAAAUGAUUCAGAAUGAUCCACGCUACCCUCAGAUGAAGAAGCUGAACGAAAGGAAGCAGGCAUUCAAUGCUUACAAAACCCAGAAACUAAAGGAAGAGCGUGAACAGGAAAGACUGAGAUUGAAGAAAGCGAAGGAAGACCUCGAGCAGUUCCUACUUGACAGCGAUCGAAUGACCAGCACUACGAAGUAUUACAAGUGCGAAGAGAUCUUUGGAAACUUGGACAUUUGGCGUGCAGUGGGUGAUUCCGAUCGGCGAGACAUUUACGAGGACGUGAUAUUUAACCUAGCUAAAAGGGAGAAAGAGGAGGCGAAGCAACUGAAAAAGAGGAACACGAAGAGGCUAGCACAAGUCCUCGACACCAUGACGGACGUCACCUACAGGACCACGUGGCAGGAAGCGCAAGCUCUUCUGUUGCAGCACACAUCCUUCGUCGACGACGCCGAUCUUUUAGAGAUGGACAAAGAAGACGCGCUACUCGUCUUCGAGAACCACAUUCGCCAGCUCGAAAAGGAUGAAGAGGAGGAGAAGGAGCGCGAGAAGAAGCGCAGGAAACGCCAGGAAAGGAAAAACCGUGACGGUUUCAUUAGUCUCUUGGAUGAACUGCACGAGCAAGGAAAGUUGACUUCGAUGUCCCUCUGGGUGGAGUUGUAUCCGAUGCUCUCCGCAGACCUUCGAUUCUCAGCUAUGCUGGGACAGUCAGGGUCGACCCCUUUGGAUCUCUUCAAGUUCUACGUAGAAGAUCUAAAGUCUCGAUUCCACGACGAGAAGAAGAUCAUUCGCGAGAUCCUUAAGGACAAGAACUUCGAGGUACAGGUCAAUACGACCUUCGAAGAGUUCGCUACAGUGGUCUGCGAAGACAGGAAGUCUGCUACCCUGGAUGCUGGGAACGUUAAGCUCACUUACAAUCUUUUGCUCGAGAAAGCUGAGGCCAGGGAGAAGGAGAGGGUUAAGGAGGAAACUAGGAAGUUCAAGAAACUGGAGACUAGCUUCAAGAACCUCCUUAAGACCAUCGAUGUGGACUAUCAGAUGAGCUGGGAGGAGAUUAGGGCCAAGAUCGAGGAAGAGCAGGACUUUAAGGCGAUCACCCUCGAAAGCGAGAGAGUCAGGAUCUUCAAAGAGUACCAGCACGAGCUUGAAGAGAGCUGCAGUCACCAUCAUAUACGAAGUAAGAAGAAGAAGAUGAAGAAACCGAAGAGGAGGUCGCGGUCGCGUUCACACAGUGAGUCCGAAGGCAGUGAAAAGGGAGCAAAGAAGAAGCGUCGCAAGUCUCGCUCCCCCAGCGUGCAAAGUAAAUCCGAGAGCUCUGACUCAGAAGGGAAGAAGUCGAAAAGGAAGAAGCCGAAAAAGAAGAGAGCUCGCAGUCACUCGCGUUCGCACUCGAGGCUUCCAUCGUCCGAGGAUUCUCCGGAUAGGAGAAGAAAGGAAGAAAAGCACCGAAGAGCCUCGGCUCACAGCGAAGGCUCGAUUAACGAAAACAACGAGCACCACGAACUCUCCGAGGACGAAUUGGAGAAACAAAGAGCUCAAUUACUGCGCGAACUUCAGAUGCAACAAGAAGAGAACUGAGUUGAAUCUUCCGGAUCUCUCGUCUCUCUAUCCCGAGGCAUUUAACCAAGUUCCUCCAUUAAAUGGAAUUUUUUGGGCAUUCGGUGGAAAAGACAUUCGCCUUCUUUGCGAAGACGACUCUAGUCGCGGGUUAUUCGCCGAGCCCUUCGUUUACAGGAACUGUACAAACACUGUAUGCACAUUAUUUUCCAACGAAGAGGCAUCGUUUAUCACAGAACUUUAUAAAUUAAUUCGACAAACGGAAGCGCCUCUUCGGCGCAGAGGCAAGGCUCUUUUGCGAUGUGUAAACUGGCUGGAACUGAAAUCUCGACGGAAUUCCUAUUUCAGGAAGAGAACCGAACAAUAAAUGGACACUGCAGUGAAACUGAAACGAGGUUGUGGCCUAAUGUUAAAUUUCAGAAGUCUCCAUAGAAGCCCAGAAGGAUACGGACGUUCGAUGCUCGAUAAAUAGUAUGUUAGCCAACGGAUGGCGGCGCUGUAAUCUCUUCUCUUAAUCUUAUGACGCUACAUAUGGAAUUGCAUUCUUUCUUUAUCUUAGCCACGAUACUGGUCUUUAUAUAUGCGACUCUCUUCCUCCCUUAUGUGAGAUAUCGUUGGCUAACACAUGCGAUCUCUCUUUUACCCUAACUUCUGGUUUGUUAACCAACUUUUAGAGCAUCAACCGCUAACGUAGGAUCUGCGCUUCUAUGGGACUUCUGAAUUCUUUGGUAGUACCAAAUGAAUUCAAAAGUCCCAUAGAAGCUCAGGAGGAUAGGGACGUUCGAUGCUCGACAAAUAGUACGUUAGCCUACGGAUGG